Messenger RNA from Owenia fusiformis, 577 nucleotides. Lineage: Eukaryota; Metazoa; Annelida; Polychaeta; Sabellida; Oweniidae. The record is from the annotation of a GenBank genome assembly.
AAGAAACGGGUGAUGGCAUGGAAGAAAUCAAAAUUCUUCAAAAGCUACCCGUCCAUGUCAACCUUGUGAAAUUUCACGAUUUUUUCUUCGUGAAAAAGUCCUUCUGGCUCGUGAUGGAGUUUUGCGAUGGUGGAGAUCUCCAAAAACAUUUCAAAAAAUUAGAGGGCAAAAUAGAUGUCGCUGUAAAAGUGGAUUUCAUGCGUCAGCUGGCAAGUGGUGUGAAGCAUCUUCAUGACUGUAGACUUGUCCAUCGUGAUUUGAAACCAGCAAAUGCGUUGAUAAGUUUAGCAACUGGGCAGACAGUUUUAAAGUUGACAGAUUUUGGGAUAUCAAAACUAGCUGAGGGCAAAGCCAACUCCAUGCAGACAUAUAUGAUGAGCACGUCUUUGGGGACACCAUGCUUCAUGGCGCCAGAAAUCUUCAAACAAGAGAAAUAUACUUCAAGUGUUGAUGUAUUUUCACUUGGUUUGAUUUAUAGUGGAAUGCUAGAUUCUGAAAAGAAUAAGGGAGAGAUCCUUCCCCUGCCAGCUGGGCCUAUGAUGAUGCCAAUGCCGAUUGGGAUGCUUCUAGCUCAACC